Helobdella robusta is the source of this 977-nucleotide messenger RNA. RefSeq lists its product as hypothetical. Gene Ontology annotation, cellular component: nucleus. Lineage: Eukaryota; Metazoa; Annelida; Clitellata; Rhynchobdellida; Glossiphoniidae. The record is from RefSeq and is a predicted model, not a curated record. Gene Ontology annotation, biological process: heart development. The transcript is spliced from 7 exons. Gene Ontology annotation, molecular function: ubiquitin protein ligase binding; tubulin binding; S100 protein binding. Bases 99 to 800 code for a protein of 233 amino acids.
UGGUUACUGUUUGUCGCUCUAGUACUUUCCAGAAUUGAAUUUUGGUGAAUUCUGCCAUUUAGUUUUGGCUACGUAGUUUGAAGAAAAAAAAUUUUAAAAUGUCCGAAGUCGAGAUGGAUGUUUCGGAGACCCAGUUGGAUAUUGAUGAUUUGAAUAACCUUUUAAAAGUAGCAACCAGACCCAAGGUUAAGCAAUUGUUAAAUCAGGAAAUUGCAAAGUUGAGUUCUUCAUCUUUACCUUCCUGCUCAACCGCAUCCUCUACGUCGACAACCUCCCCAGAACUGCCCCAACAAGCCGAACCAAUCACCAAAGUCGUGUCUAUCCCGAGGAAAUAUUACAUCGACAUCUCUAACUAUGCUUGGGAUCAGUCGGAUAAGUUCAUGAAGAUAUAUGUAACAGUACAAGGUGUUCACAAACUACCAAAAGAGUCCAUCUCAACUGACUACACUUCAAGAUCAUUUAUUUUAAAAGUGGAAAACUUGGAUGGAAAAAACUACAAGUGUCAUGUUGGUCAUCUGUUUGAGAGCAUAACACCAAGCGAAUGCUUCUUCAAGGUGAAGACAGACACAGUUCUGUUGAUGUUGAAAAAGGAGAAGACACACAAAACAUGGGCUUACGUUGUUCAGAAAGAAGAUAAGAUGAAAACUCCAAAGUUUGAUGAUAAGAAAGAUCCGAAUGAGAGCUUGAUGGAUCUGAUGAAGAAGUUGUAUGAUGAGGGUGACGACGAAAUGAAGAGGACCAUCGCCAAAUCCUUUGCUGAAUCAAGGAACAAAGUUUCAACUGGAGACAUGGAUUUAUAACAACAUUCAAUUUGUUGAGAUCCUAAUGUAUAUGCAAACACGCAGUUUGUGAACGCUACUAUCAUAUUUACUCGUUUCAUGCGGAUUUGGAUGUUUGUUAAAUAUCAGAAGUAUUUUUCGAACAUUAAAUAUUUGUUUCGUUGUGAUUGUCGUCGUGAAAAAUAGUUUAUCAACGUU